Messenger RNA from Truncatella angustata, 846 nucleotides. RefSeq names its product putative short-chain dehydrogenase/reductase. Lineage: Eukaryota; Fungi; Ascomycota; Sordariomycetes; Amphisphaeriales; Sporocadaceae. The transcript is spliced from 2 exons. Gene Ontology annotation, cellular component: lipid droplet; endoplasmic reticulum. The coding region runs from base 1 to 846 and encodes 281 amino acids. The record is from RefSeq and is a predicted model, not a curated record. Gene Ontology annotation, molecular function: acylglycerone-phosphate reductase (NADP+) activity; triacylglycerol lipase activity. Gene Ontology annotation, biological process: phosphatidic acid biosynthetic process; triglyceride catabolic process.
AUGAUGCAGAGGAAGACAGCCUUGAUCACUGGCUGUAGCGAGGGAGGUCUUGGAGAAGCCCUGGCGAAAGCCUUCGUCGACAGGGGGUUUUACGUUUUUGCGACGCUCCGUAACACAGCCAAAGCCGGUGUACUGGCACAACUCGAAAACGUCGCGAUCAUUGAGCUGGAGGCCACGUCCGCCGAAUCCGCUCAAACGGCAGCGAAAAUUGUCUCCAAGCAAACGAACGGAGCUCUGGACGUCCUGGUGAACAACGCUGGUGCCGACUUUGUUAUCCCUCUACUGGACGUCAACCUCGAUGAUGCCAAAAAGCUGUACGACCUCAAUGUCUGGAGCAUACUGGCAAUGUCCCAAGCCUUUGCACCUCUGCUUAUCAAAGCCACGGGUAGUAUUUGCAACAUUUGUUCCACAGCUGCGUGUAUGCCAUUUGCCUAUGCAGGUAUAUAUAGCAGCUCCAAGAUCGCAGCCGAGCGUCUCUCCGAUACUCUGCGGAUUGAACUGGCACCCCUGGGCGUCAAGGUAAUUACGGGUAUGAUCGGAGCCGUCCAGACCCCAAUUCACAACAAUGCGGGCGAGCUCCAAUUACCCGAGGACUCGUACUACCAAUCAGUCAAAGGCAUCAUCAGCGCACAGCGACAGGGAGAGCAUAAGCCUGGUUCGCAGCAUCGGGACGCGGUGGCCAUGUCCAUCGUCGAUGAUAUAGUGAGCGGCAAGUCUGGCAACAUUUGGCGUGGGGGUCUAGCUUCAGUUGUUCGGUUUCUUGCUGCUUUCAUGCCUGCAGUUCUAGAACACAUUGUAAAUCAGAACAAGGGUCUGAGGAUCCUAAAAAAGACGCAUACUGCCUGA